Ceutorhynchus assimilis (cabbage seed weevil) is the source of this 4370-nucleotide messenger RNA. The record is from the annotation of a GenBank genome assembly. Lineage: Eukaryota; Metazoa; Arthropoda; Insecta; Coleoptera; Curculionidae.
UUAUUAUUUCGGGGGAAUCUACGUCACACUGGUUUUGGUGGGGUGGUGUUAAAAUUUUAAAUUUAUAGCCAGUGCAUACCUAGCAUAAAUUAUACAGUUCCAACAGAACUACGAAAGAAACAACACGGAAAACCUUUCACUUUUUUGCUUGUAGCUGCGAUUAUGGAGCGUGAAAAACCAUUAACCCCGCUGCAAUCACCUUGCAGUAGCAUCGGAUCAGGAGCAUCCUCUGAGCAGUAUGACUCCUGCGCAUCUGCAUUUUCUUUGGGCCCCAACACCGAACGCACGUUCCGGAGAACACGACGAGGCCUACAGCUUGAUGAGCAACCCAUCGAUCACUCAGCAUCUCCCACAGUGGGUCGUUGGGGCUGCGAAUGGCCAAGCUGACUCGAGACAGCGGAAAGCUGCGCUCCAAGUCGAGCCCUUACAGGGCUUACAAGUACUUCUAACGAAGUACUUGCUAAUCCGGAUUCUUGCAAUGCUGGCUUCGAACACUUAAACAAACGCAUUGAGUACGAUCAGAUCGACGGUUACUGGCCACCAGCACAUCCUUUACCUUUACCCAGAUGGGCUGCAGAACCUUUAAAACCACACAAGUUUAAAAACGUUAGAGAAUAUGAAGUUAUUGCCGGCAAAAUUGAAAUGGAACUACAACACCUCUUGGAGCAGCACAAUUAUGACACUGUCGGCAAUUUCUUGGAGUUGUAUCAACAUUUCAAAAAGAGCAAAAUGAGGAGUGCAAUUGAAUUUUUCCAUAAGUACACACCAAAAAUAACAUCUGACCACCACACUUGUGUAGGCCUAGCCUUAGAAUUGCGUAAUCGCGUGGAAAAAUUCGAAAAAUCUUACCCCAACAUCAAAGGCCACAUUUGCAUAGUAUCUUGCGAAGAAAAUAUCGGUGCUGUAGAUGUAUACACAGCUUUGAGGGAUACUUUUGACACCAUGCCUUCCACUUUGGAAAAAGAACAUUGCCUAAUGUGCUUGAAAUUUGAAAUUAAUGGCAGAAGUGGAGUGUUGCUAUGCGAUCCUGGCUACCACGUUGCUAGGGUUGUUACUGUUAUGGCAGAUGAAGCUUAUCCUCAUACAAGCUGGUUCACCCAAUCUGAGGAGAACAAUAUUCGUAAAGAAUAUUGUUACUCAUUUUGUACAGCUAAAAGUACUUUUGUUCAGUGGGACGAAAGAACUACUAAAAACGAUAAACAAGAAAGUUUUACUGGGAUUAUUUAUGUAGAAAGGCCGUACCUUACGGCAGUUGAUGUAACAGAACGAAGAAAUCUUAUUUAUUCAUUCAGGAGUUUGUUAUCCAGAGAUCAGAAAGGUCACCUUAUUGCCGGUGUGUAUUUUAAAGUCAAACCCAAAAACGAUGAGUUUACAGUGUUCUACCAGGAUAUGGGCAAGAAACGGGUGAAAAUAAACUUUUCUGCACUAUUAAAUGCAGAAAUCAAUGAAGAUAUAUUGAAAAAACUGACAAUUGCCAAUGACCAGCUGCGCUUGCCCAAAGAAAAACUCUUGCGUAUCCUUCAACAAUGUGGAGAGCUUUUUAAGGACGAGCAUUACUUGAAGGAAAUUCUUGCUAUUGAAAAUCUCAUAAGCGUUAUGUCAGAAAACAACUAAAUUCGAUAAACGAGUUAAUAGCUAUAUUGUACUAAGAAAUCGCAAAUUUAACUAUAUUUCCUAGAAACUUAUGCAUACUUUUUAUUUUCGUUUCCAUUAAAAAAAUAAUCACCUAGUUAUUUAGAUAAAAUUAUGCCCUAGUAUAUUAGUACAAGAAACGGGGAUCUAAAAAGAGGGUUUACCUCAACAUAAUUAGAAGUUAACAUUUUUUGGGGGGGAUCGGUUAAUUUUCAUGUGCUUAAUAACAUAUUAAGUUUGCGACCUUGUAUUUCCAUAGGGUUUUUAGUUAGGGGUAAUUUGCGGUUUAUGGAAAACGCUGCAUAAAGGGAUGGUCCAAUAUUUCAGCUACAACAUUCAUUUGAAACUUUUUGCUAUCGGCCCAUCCCUUUGAGCAGCGUUCUCCAUAAACCGCAAAUUACCCCUAAAAACCACCCCUAACUAAAAACCCUAUGGAAGUACAAGGUCGCAAACUUAAUAUGUUAUUAAGCACAUGAAAAUGAACCGAUCCCCCCCAAAAAAUGUUAACUUCUAUUUAUGUUGAGGUAAACUUCCUUCAUUGCUUGGCCUAUAAUUACCUAUGUUAAAAGUAAGAUAGUUGACUGUAAUAAUUGAACAAUAUGCCACUUUAAUAAACCUAGCAGCCAAAACAUAAAACAUAAAAUAUAAAAUGACUGCGUAUAAUUUGUAUUGAUUCCGCGAUUGGUUACUUGAGAUUUGUGAAACAUGAUACCAUUAUGAUAGGUACAGUCGGCAACUAAAGUAAUGUCCCUCGAUGUGCGGCAGCCUACUUUAUUGCUACACAACUUGGCAACGGCGCCGGCGACGCGACUCGCAACCCAUUGCGGCUAAAUGUUUACAGUUUACAUUCUUCUUCUUCUUCUUCUUCUUUAAUAAUGGCACUGCUCCUUUACGGGCAACUUGCCAGCUCAUUCGUGGCAGGGUGACUUUGUCUGGCUCUCAGCCAUAUCAAACCCCGCGAAUUGUUUGUAGAGUUCUGCUGUGGAGUAAGAGAACCGCCACCGGGGUUGGUUACCCGAUCUUGGUUGAUAUGAGUAUUGAAUUGCUGUGUAUUACUAAUUUUAAGGGGUGAGGUGUUAACAAACAAUACAACAUAGGAUACAUACAAUUGACACGGACAGCACAAUCGAUAUUGGCUUGCUGAAAAAAGAAAGAAGACACUAGUUUCAUAACUUUAUUUUAUUGUAGACAAGGAAUUUCAUAAGUAUUCUGAUUCUUGUUUCUGAGAGUUUUGAUAAAAUAAGAGACAUAUUUAAAGGAGGUUGAAGACCCGUUAAAACUAUCUGCUGAUAAAUAUCAAAAUUGGGAAUGAAAUUGAUUGGACACUCUAGGAAAAUAUGAUCCAACGACUCUUCUCGACCGCAUUCACAGUUCGGCUCCUCUUUGAUGUUAAUUUUAUAGAGGUGAGAUGAUGUCAAACAAUGACCCGUGCGCAUUCUUAUCAUCGUUGUAAUAUAUUUACGAUUUACAAACUCGAAAGCCGUGAACCAUUUCUUUUUGGGGAAGGAAGACACUAUUCUUGAAUAAAAAAUGCCUUUAAAUUUCAGUGAAGCCUGCCAUAGCACAUUGUGCUCCUCAAUAAUUUUCUCCUUUGCAAUGCUUACUACCUCUGAUCUGUCUAGGUCCAUUUUCAAUGGGACAUUUAAAGCUGUGCCUAUUUUGGCCAAUUUGUCCACAGUCUCGUUACCCUCAAUCUGUGAAUGUCCCGGAAUCCAGGCCACAGAUAUAUCUGAGCCAUUGUCAUUGGCUAUCAGAAUCAGUCUUUUUGUUUUUAAAGACAAGUUAUCCCUGCAUGGGUCUAAGUCAUUCUUGUCAAUUUUCCCUAUGGCUCCUUGGGAGUCUGAGAAGAUGAUAACAUUUUUGAUGCCCUUUUUCAAAACCACCUUCAAUGCCUCAUAUAUAGCAGCCACCUCCGCAGUACAAAUACGAAGAUUAUUCGGGAGUCGGCAUGAAAAAUUAUAAUCAAUUUGGGAAUGUGUAUCCCAAAUCCAACCCUAGAGUUAUUUUUUGAAGCGUCUGUGUAUACAAAGGUAUGAGUAUUUUUAAAAGCAGAGGUAGAAGCUAGGAAAUUUUUGUUUUGAGAAAUUUCACUUUUUUUUAGAUUUAGGUCAAUUAUUUUUAUCGGGUUUAUCAAAAAGUCAGUCUUUAUUUCAAAUAUGGGGUAAUGAUUUGAUCUAUAUAUUGUUUUAAAAUGAGGAAGGAGGUAAUUAUAUGCUUGUAUUAGGUAUGGUGAUUCUUUAUUUUUCCAGAAAUUUGCAUUUCUGGCACACAAGUUUCUUAGUUGUUGAAUUGUACGAAUUAAAGGGUGAUCAUUUAUAACUAUGAUUUUGCUCAAAAAUUUAACAGCAAGGAUUUUUCUGCGGUGUUCUAAAUUUAUUUCUGCAGCUUCCGAUAGAAGUGCGUUUGUGGGAGUGGAUCGCAUGCAACCCAAAGCUAUUCUCAAACUUUGCAUUUGAGCUGUAUCCAAUUUUUUAAGAAAGGCAAUACUACAGGGUUUAAUGAAAAUUGAGGCAUAAUCCAAAUGAGAUUUAAUAAGACCAUUAUGGACCAUUAAAAGAGUUUUGGGGUCUGCUCCCCACCACACUCUGCAGAAUGCUUUCAUUAUAUUAAUUCCUUUUUGGGUUUUUGCGAUCAAAUACUCUAUGUAUUUAUUCCAUUUUAAAUUUUUUUGAAAAAUAGUUCCCAAGUACUUGGUUUCAUUUUUGAAGUUUAAAUUCACAUUAUUUAUUAUUAUUGUG